AUGGUGGCAAACUUCCAGUUGUUUUCGUCCCUUCGCUAUGAUGCAGCGCUCCUCCAAGUGGCAGACAGCCCACUCAACGACAGCGGCUGGAACCGCGUAAACAAGUCCCCCUUUUACAUGCUGGACUUCCACCGGGACCGCAUGCUCAGAGCGGCCACUCACUGGGGCUGGGACGCCGCCGUCGAGGCGCUGAGCGGCGAUGCAGGGCUGCAAAGGCUCGAAGAAGCCCUCGCGGGUGCUAUAGGGGAAAAACAGAGUGCACCAUUACGAGUGAGGGUAGUUAUCUCGGAACAGGGCGCCAUAGAAAUAGUCACGGGCAAGGUUCUGGAGACGACGCUCUCGAACCUGUACCCAGCAAAGCUCCCCGUGCCUGGGGAGGCGCCGACGGGGCCUAGCGAACCUAACAGUAGGCAAACAACCACGCCCUCUAAAGUACCGACUUACGAGGUCGUUGUGGACGAAUCGGGGACGGCCCGGUCCGAGUACACGCACUUCAAGACGACGAAACGGGCCAUGUACGACGUCGCACGGCAACGGGCGCGGAUCAGUCCCACCGACGCGAAGGAGGUGCUCAUCGUCUACGACGUGGACGGCCAUGUCAUGGAAGGCUCAACAACCACGCCCUACUUCUGGAGAGGCGGGAGGUGGGUCACGCCGGCUGUGAGUUCCCAGUACAGCCUCGACAGCGGAAGCGGGGGACAGGACGGAACGACGAGGAGGUGGAUCUUGGAGAAGGGCCUCGCUUUUGAAGAUGUCAUCUUGGCCAGCUCCCUCGUAGAUGGUGAAGAGUGCUGGCUAAGCAAUGGGGUGAGGGGGUUUAUGUUUGGGAGGAUCAAGUUGCAUCAUGACACCUGA
This is a messenger RNA of Lasiosphaeria miniovina, 855 nucleotides long. Its product is annotated as putative 4-amino-4-deoxychorismate protein. The record is from RefSeq and is a predicted model, not a curated record. Gene Ontology annotation, molecular function: catalytic activity. Lineage: Eukaryota; Fungi; Ascomycota; Sordariomycetes; Sordariales; Lasiosphaeriaceae. The coding region runs from base 1 to 855 and encodes 284 amino acids. The transcript has 2 exons.